GAAUCCUCGGCUAAUUAGAUUGUCCACUUCCAUUUAUACAAAUUGUAGAAAAAUUCGCACUGGCGAUAAAUUUUCAUAGUGAAUACGCUUUUGGAACAUAUCCUUCCUUCCCUUCCUUUAUGAAAGAUAGUUGGAAGCCGAGGAGAGGCCCGGUAGAAUGAAUGCUGCCCUCUAGGGAAACUGAACGGUCGAAAGAAGUCAAGAGCGAGGAGGUGGACGAGUAUGAAACUGGCAAAGAGAACAUCAACAAGAAACGCAAGCGAUCAAAUAAUGUGAAGAACGGUAGUCGUGUGCCGAGUGAACACGAUUUAGGCGAGCUACUGCCAAGCAAGAGACUAAAUAUGGACAUUGACGAGGAAAAUAUUGCGGAUGAGAGUAAUGAGAUGACGGAUUCGCCAGGCAAAACCUUUCCUGCGCCAACAAAUAACCAUUUGAGUGACCGUUCUCCUCUAGCAAACGCCAAAACACCCGGAGCUAAGAAGCUCGUUAUAAAAAACCUCAAAGCUAAGCCUAAGCUUCCUGACAACUUCAAAGACACAACAUGGGGUAAAUUGAGGGAAGCUAUUUGUGCGAUUCAGAAUAAGACCUCAAUCUCAUCUAGUCUGGAGGAUUUGUACAAGGCUGUGGAAAACAUGUGCUCACAUAAAAUGUCUUCAGUUCUUUACAAUCAACUGAAGGAUGAAUGUGAGCAACAUGUGAAAUCCAGAUUAUCACAGUUUAUUGGUGAAUCCCUGGACAGCUAUUUUUAUCUGACAAAACUAAAUCAUUGCUGGGAAGAUCAUUGUCAACAAAUGAUAAUGAUAAGGAGCAUAUUUUUGUUCUUGGACCGCACUUAUGUUCUGCAAAACCCGACUAUCAUAUCAAUAUGGGAUUUAGGACUUCAGCUUUUCCGAAUUCACAUUGUUGACAAUAAGAUUGUGGUGGAAAGAACAAUUGAGGGACUUUUGUCUCUGGUGGAGCGAGAAAGAAAUGGUGAAGCUGUUGACAGAAUAUUACUAAAAAGUUUGCUACGUAUGCUGGCAGAUUUACAGAUGUAUGAUUCUUCCUUCGAAAACAAAUUCAUCCGAGCAACGGAAGUUCUUUACGCAGCUGAAGGGGAUAGACUGAUGCAGGAGAGUGAUGUACCAGAGUAUCUUGAGCAUGUACAAAGAAGACUGCAAGAAGAAAAUGAUCGUUUACUUCAUUACUUAGACCACUCAACGAGGAAACCCUUGAUUACGUGCGUGGAAAAACAGUUACUUGGAAAGCAUUCGCAAAGUGUAUUGCAAAAAGGCUUCGAAAAGUUAAUGGAUGCGAACAGAAUCGAAUUCUUAACAUUGACUUACCAACUGUUUAUGAGAAUACGUAAAGGCCUCGACGACCUGUGUGUUGCAUUCAGUAACUAUAUAAAGAGGUGCGGCCUGGAGAUUGUCGUUACAGUGGAUCCAGAGAAAGAUAGAACGAUGGUCCAGGAUUUACUCGACUUCAAAGAAAAAUUGGACAAUAUUAUAACUCAGGCUUUCAUGAAACACGAGAAAUUUGUAAAUGCAAUGAAGGAUAGUUUUGAAAAUUUCAUAAACAAGAGGCCGAAUAAGCCAGCGGAAUUAAUAGCGAAGUUUGUUGACACGAAACUCAGAGUUGGCAAUAAGGAGUCCACGGAAGAGGAACUUGAGAAACUUUUAGAUAAAAUAAUGGUACUCUUUAGAUUUAUUCAAGGAAAAGAUGUGUUCGAAGCUUUCUACAAAAAAGAUUUGGCAAAGCGCCUGCUUGUCGGCAAAAGUGCCUCAGUUGAUGCGGAGAAAUCUAUGCUUUCUAAAUUAAAACAAGAAUGUGGGGCUUCCUUCACUAGCAAACUGGAAGGAAUGUUCCGGGAUAUGGAAUUGUCCAAAGAUGUUUUAAUCCAAUUUAAGCAGUAUCUUCAGCACCAAUUACUUCCUAGUAACAUUGAUAUGGCAGUGAAUAUAUUAACAAUGGGUUAUUGGCCAACAUACAUACCUGUUGAGAUCAACCUACCCGUAGAGAUGGUGCUCUAUCAAGAUACGUUUAAGAAAUUUUACCUUGGCAAACACAGUGGCCGUAAGCUUCUUUGGCAGAAUACACUGGGUCAUUGUGUGCUUAGAUCAUCAUUUGCCGAGGAUAACGUGAAGGAUCUCCAAGUGUCUCUGUGUCAAGCACUGGUUCUUUUAAUGUUCAAUGAUAGGGAUAAUCUUCCGCUCGAAGAUAUACGAAGUGAAACUCGGAUAGAGGAUAAUGAACUGCGGAGAACAUUGCAAUCGUUAGCCUGUGGUAGAGCAAGAGUAAUCACGAAAGUCCCGAAGGGUAAAGAUAUUGGAGAUAAUGAUAUAUUUUCAUUUAAUGCUGAGUUUAAACACAAACUGUUUCGCAUUAAAAUCAAUCAGAUACAAAUGAAGGAAACGCCAGAGGAAAACGUCAGCACUACAGAACGUGUCUUUCAAGAUCGGCAAUAUCAGAUUGAUGCAGCUAUUGUGCGAAUUAUGAAAACAAGAAAGACUCUCAGUCAUAAUUUAUUAGUAUCUGAAGUUUAUAAUCAACUCAAGUUUCCUGUAAAGCCUGCUGAUUUAAAGAAACGAAUAGAAAGCCUUAUUGAAAGAGACUAUAUGGAAAGAGACAAAGAAAUACAAAACCAAUAUCAUUAUGUUGCAUAAUUUUCGUAGUUUCAGACGGACAGUGUGUCUAUCGCGGGAGACUU
Dendronephthya gigantea is the source of this 2689-nucleotide messenger RNA. RefSeq names its product cullin-4A-like. Gene Ontology annotation, cellular component: Cul4-RING E3 ubiquitin ligase complex. NCBI's taxonomy places the organism in Eukaryota, Metazoa, Cnidaria, Anthozoa, Malacalcyonacea, Nephtheidae. Gene Ontology annotation, molecular function: ubiquitin protein ligase binding. The transcript is spliced from 25 exons. Bases 162 to 2645 code for a protein of 827 amino acids. Gene Ontology annotation, biological process: protein ubiquitination; ubiquitin-dependent protein catabolic process; DNA damage response. The record is from RefSeq and is a predicted model, not a curated record.